UCCAGAAGCAGGUCGGUGCGCGUCGCAUUCAGUCCAGGAGAGAAGUGUUCAUUCUUCUCUGUACUGCAGUUCAGACCAACAACAAUGAAGCUCUCCGGGUUUCUCCUCCUGGCCUUCCUUACAUGGACCACCGAUGCUAUUGUUCGGAUCCCCUUAAAGAAGUUUCGCUCCAUCAGGCGGACUAUGUCUGACUCAGGCCGAGCUGUGGAGGAACUCUUGGCUGGUCCACGGCACAUGAAGUACAACCUUGGAUUUCCACCAUUUUCUGCACCAACCCCUGAAACACUGAAAAACUAUCUGGAUGCUCAGUAUUACGGAGAGAUAGGUCUUGGCACUCCGGUCCAGACCUUUACUGUGGUUUUCGACACUGGAUCCUCCAACUUAUGGGUACCCUCUGUCCACUGCUCCUUUACUGAUAUUGCUUGUUUGCUUCAUCACAAGUAUAAUGGAGCCAAAUCCAGCACCUAUGUAAAGAACGGCACUGCUUUUGCUAUCCAGUAUGGCUCUGGAAGUCUCUCUGGGUAUCUCAGUCAGGACACCUGCACAAUCGGUGACAUUGCUGUUGAGAAGCAGAUAUUCGCAGAGGCCAUUAAACAGCCAGGAAUUGCCUUCAUUGCAGCUAAGUUUGAUGGCAUCCUGGGCAUGGCCUACCCCCGCAUUGCUGUGGAUGGAGUUCCCCCAGUCUUUGACAUGAUGAUGAGCCAGAAGAAAGUGGAGAAGAAUAUCUUUUCUUUCUAUUUGAACAGGAACCCAGCUACUCAGCCUGGUGGAGAACUCUUGUUGGGAGGCACAGAUCCCAAGUACUACACUGGAGACUUCCACUAUGUUAGCAUUAGCAGGCAGACCUACUGGCAGAUUCACAUGGAUAGCAUGAGCCUUGGCAGUCAGCUAACCCUGUGUACAGGAGGCUGUGAGGCCAUUGUAGACACUGGAACCUCAUUGAUCACUGGCCCUGCCGCUGAAGUCAAGGCCCUGCAUAAGGCCAUUGGGGCUAUUCCUCUAAUCCAGGGAGAGUAUAUGAUCGACUGUAAGAAGGUGCCUUCCCUUCCAACUAUCAGCUUUAUGUUGGGUGGACAGAGCUACACACUGACUGGAGAGCAGUACAUCCUCAGGGAGAGCCAGGCUGGUAAGGAAAUCUGUCUAAGUGGAUUCAUGGCUUUGGAUAUCCCUCCUCCUGCCGGACCACUCUGGAUUUUAGGUGACGUGUUCAUUGGGCAGUACUACACCGUGUUUGAUCGUGAGAACAACCAAGUGGGCUUUGCCAAGGCCAAAUAGGCACAUCCUGCUGUAGGUUUUUUAAUUAAGUAAUGAGUAAGAGAGAUAACGGGAGCAUGAAAGAUUUUAAAAAAUUCUCCACCACUAUCAUAUCAGCUGCUGUAAUGAUUACCUGCAUAACAAGACAUUUGUGUGGUUGUUUGCACUAUAUUACUUUAGUUCACACAGUUACUCCGUUAGCUAAAACAAAUCAGAUCACGGUCCAGAUCUAGUUUUAUGGAUCAGGGUGUAGAAACAGAAACAGUUUUGUUUGUUUUUUUAUAGUUUUAGGAAUUUUACUUUGUUUUAAUUGCUUGUUUGUAAAAUUACCUCAGACUGGGUACAGUUGUGAUAAGUUUGAUUUUUAAACUAUUGGUUUUUAAAACUAGAUUCAUAUGUACUCAUGCUACUGAUUUUAAUUUUUGGGUUGUUUUUAAACGUGUGAUUUAGGCAGUGCUUUGCAGUAAUUUGUGUUGAAAAUAGUAACAUUUAAAAAUGUGCAAAAUUUAUCAAUUGACUGUGUGUGGUAAUCAUCUGUAAUAAACAGCCUUGUUAAACAGUUCUUGUACACAUUAAACAAACAAUAAAGUGACUUGCCUUGA
Trichomycterus rosablanca is the source of this 1856-nucleotide messenger RNA. It is a transcript of the gene ctsd, whose product is annotated as cathepsin D. Gene Ontology annotation, molecular function: aspartic-type endopeptidase activity. Gene Ontology annotation, cellular component: lysosome. Gene Ontology annotation, biological process: proteolysis. The record is from RefSeq and is a predicted model, not a curated record. NCBI's taxonomy places the organism in Eukaryota, Metazoa, Chordata, Actinopteri, Siluriformes, Trichomycteridae. Bases 85 to 1275 code for a protein of 396 amino acids. The transcript is spliced from 9 exons.